AUGGGUACUGGAAAAAGUGAGAAGCAAAGAAGGGUUCGCCAAGGCGAUACUCGCGACGGGAAUUUGCGGGUCAAAGGUGAGAACUUUUAUCAUGAUGCCAAGAAAGUGCAAUUUUUGAAUAUGUACAAAGGCGGAAAGUCGGUUCGCAACAAAAAGGGUGAUGUUCUCAGAGCUGCUCCUUUGCAAGGUGCAGAAAUACCAAAUGCUCGUGUCCAACCUGACCGAAGGUGGUUCGGUAAUACUCGUGUCAUCUCUCAAGACGCAUUACAGCACUUCCGUGAUGCUCUUGGAGACAAUGCAAAAAAUAGCUACCAAGUUCUCUUGAGAAGAAACAAACUUCCAAUGUCUCUUUUGGAUGAGAAGGACACUUCAGAGUCACCAACAGCUAAAAUUUUGGAAACUGAGACAUAUCAGCAGACUUUUGGGCCAAAGGCUCAAAGGAAAAAACCGAAAAUGGCAGUUUCGACCUUAGAGGAACUUGCUAAGACGGCUGACGAGGAGAUCAUGGCCUUCGAAGAAAAGAUUGAACUUGACUCAACACUAGGACUUAUGGGGCAGAGUGAUGCAGCAGACGGCUGGUCUCAGGCUGCUCGGGAGGCAAUUUUUAGCAAAGGACAGUCCAAGCGUAUAUGGAACGAGCUAUACAAAGUCAUCGAUUCCUCUGAUGUUGUUAUUCACGUCCUGGAUGCGAGAGACCCAUUAGGUACGCGGUGUGCUUCGGUCGAAGAAUAUAUGAAAAAAGAAGCUCCUCAUAAACAUUUGAUAUUUGUCUUGAACAAGUGUGAUCUUGUUCCAACGUGGGUUGCGGCGGCUUGGGUUAAGCAUUUGUCAAAGGAGCGCCCAACAUUGGCUUUCCAUGCAUCGAUCACGAAUUCUUUUGGGAAAGGGUCAUUGAUCCAACUCCUUCGUCAGUUUGCUCAACUACAUAAAGAUAGGAAGCAAAUAUCUGUUGGGUUUAUCGGUUAUCCCAAUACAGGGAAAUCCUCUAUUAUCAACACUUUGAGAAAAAAGAAAGUUUGCCAAGUGGCCCCGAUUCCAGGUGAAACUAAGGUCUGGCAAUAUAUCACCUUAAUGAAGCGUAUCUUUCUGAUUGAUUGUCCGGGAAUCGUUCCACCUUCUUCUAAAGACACGGAAGAAGACAUCCUUUUUAGAGGCGCCGUGCGCGUGGAGCACGUCACAAAUCCUGAACAGUAUAUUCCUGCUGUUCUGAACAAAUGUAAGAAAAAGCAUCUAGAAAGAACCUACGAAAUAUCUGGAUGGACAGAUUCUACCGAUUUUAUCGAAAUUUUGGCCCGCAAGCAAGGUAGGCUGCUGAAAGGUGGAGAACCCGAUGAGAAUGGCGUUUCAAGGCAAAUCUUGAAUGACUUUAACCGCGGGAAAAUUCCCUGGUUUGUCUCACCUCCCGAGAAAGAGACCGCCCCAGAGGAGUUGAAAAUCAACGCCUCGAAUAGUAGUAAAACUAACGAGUCGACUGACGGGGCCGAUAUCGCCUCAACAGGAAAAAGAUCAGCCCCAGUGGAGCAAGACUCAGAGGUGUCUCAAAACAAAAAGAGUAAGAUAUAA
Messenger RNA from Lachancea mirantina, 1563 nucleotides. NCBI's taxonomy places the organism in Eukaryota, Fungi, Ascomycota, Saccharomycetes, Saccharomycetales, Saccharomycetaceae. The record is from the annotation of a GenBank genome assembly.